AUGGCUUCUAGUCGUUACCAUGUUCGAUCAAUUAGCUUACCUUCAAGGUCACAUCCAAGCACACUCAGGAUUGAACAAGAGCUCAAUAAAUUCAAAACAUUGGAUGCAUUAUCAAGGUCCUCAACUGGGUCCAUCUGCACUGGUUUAUCAGGACUUGAAGAGUUGUACCAACGCAUGGAUGAUCUUCUCAACAUGGGAUCAACCCAGCAAGUCCUUUCUCACAAUCAAAACGAGAAAUGCAUUGAAGAGUUGUUGGAUGGAUCUGUGAGGCUCUUAGAUGUCUGUGAGAUUACAAAGGACAUGUUGUUGCAGAUUAAGGAACAUGUCCAAGCCCUUCAGUCUGCUCUCAGAAGAAGAAAGGGAGACUCAAGCACUGAGACCACCAUCUCUACUUACAUUUCCUUCAGAAAGAAGAUGAAGAAGGAUUCCAAGAGACUUAUUGCAGCAUUGAAGCAGAUGGAAAACAAGCUUGGAGCAUCUCCAAUCUCGGAUCAAGAUCACCAUCUAUGUGCUGUCAUUCGGGUACUUCGAGAAGUAAACAUGACAAGUAUUUCCAUCUUCCAAUCCCUCAUGUUGUUCUUGUCGAUGCCAGUGUCAAAGCCAAGGCAAGGUAAAUGGUCUCUCGUCUCAAAGUUGAUGCACAAGGGGGUGAUAGCAUGUGAAGAAAAGCAAGAAAAUUUGAAUGAACUAGAAAUUGUCGAUGCUGCUAUGUGUGAAGGGCUCAAUAUUGAGAAGACGCAGAUUACAAACAAGAGAUUGAAAGCUCUAGAGACCAGCAUUCAAGAACUUGAGAAUGGCUUGGAGACUUUGUUCAGGCGCUUGAUCAAAGCAAGAGCUUCUGUUUUGAACAUAAUCUCCCAAUAGAGCAUUCUCAAGAAUAUCAUUGACU
Tripterygium wilfordii is the source of this 889-nucleotide messenger RNA. RefSeq lists its product as uncharacterized. The transcript has a single exon. Lineage: Eukaryota; Viridiplantae; Streptophyta; Magnoliopsida; Celastrales; Celastraceae. Bases 1 to 864 code for a protein of 287 amino acids. The record is from RefSeq and is a predicted model, not a curated record. Gene Ontology annotation, biological process: root development; shoot system development.